AUGAAGUUUUCAGUCUUGAUUCUCCCCGUCCUGGCAUCAGGCAUCACCGCUCUCUACGUGCCCGACAAGCUGGUGCAAGCGUUCCUCAAAGACUCGUCAGAGGGCAACUGCUGCAACGAGACGCCCUGCUUCAUCGGGUGCCCAGUGGAGGGAGUAUUCCGCGUAAGUUGCCUUUUUUCUGGAGUUGAGAAAGUCCAAUCUACUGACAUAUUCAUCCGACGCAUCAGCUUUGCUGCUGAACAACGAAAACCCGCAGGCCAAAAUCAAUGGGAGCUCUAA
Messenger RNA from Colletotrichum paranaense, 279 nucleotides. RefSeq lists its product as uncharacterized. The record is from RefSeq and is a predicted model, not a curated record. The coding region runs from base 1 to 279 and encodes 92 amino acids. NCBI's taxonomy places the organism in Eukaryota, Fungi, Ascomycota, Sordariomycetes, Glomerellales, Glomerellaceae. The transcript has 2 exons.